Messenger RNA from Colletotrichum navitas, 830 nucleotides. RefSeq lists its product as uncharacterized. Bases 95 to 646 code for a protein of 183 amino acids. NCBI's taxonomy places the organism in Eukaryota, Fungi, Ascomycota, Sordariomycetes, Glomerellales, Glomerellaceae. The transcript has 2 exons. The record is from RefSeq and is a predicted model, not a curated record.
CUACUAUGGGUCCCAGGCCAGGCCAGUCCAGCUCCAGGAUGUCAAGUUCACCGAUGAACAGAAGAGACGCCUUCUGGGGACUCUGUUUCCGAAGAUGGAGGUUCAAGGGCGUGUCUUGGAAAACUGUAAUGAGCACCUUCGGAACCUCAUCGAAUUGAUCUGCAAAUAUGGCAAGCGACCCAAUCCACAUGAAGUCGAAGGGGCCGUCGAUGCAAUAAUGUCGGUGAUGAACCUGGUGCGCAGGUACCCGGCGGAGCCGUGGCACAUGAUGGCAGAGCGGUUGCAUCCUCUGCAAGAGAAAUCUCGACUGAGAACCAACUUUAUCGCGAUCUGCGCGGUAUUCUUCUGGUUCCGUGUUGACUACGUCUGCGGGACCUCGACGAAGGCACCAGCAGCAUAUGGAGUAAUGAGCGAACCAUCGUCGACAAUGUGGCGAGUCUUUUUCCCAGCUCUACGCCGACAAAAGAAGUGCGCUCCGGCUCGAUUCCAAGUCACGACUUCACAGGACCUAACAUCUCCCGCUUCUAUGGAGUCCAGAUCGAGAGGACUCAUUCUCUGGAUCAGCACCUCCAGCUCCAUACUAUCUACAACCACUAUCCACAGCCACGCUUCUUACGUUUACCUGCAAUCAAGAGCAAGCAAAUGAGGUUGAUGGUCUUCUGCGACGUGCAUGCACUGCUGACAGUCUUCACGGGGGAACUAGACGACGCUCAUUAGGCCUCUUGUUCCCGAAGCGGAGCCACAGUAGAAAAUACUUUGGAAUGACGGUGGCCAGCAAACUCCAUUUUGACCUUUUUGUGAGCGUAUGGGAGCGGCACUUGUCGCGCUAU